GCUCAUUACGCACACUGCAGCACCAACUCUCAGAGUGGCCUGGAACCCGCGUCGCGAACUCCUGUAACUCACAGAGAACGCGCAAAGUCUCGCUCACGGUUUAGUUCUUUUUUUUGUUGUUGUUGGCACUUUUGCGUAAAGUUCAACCUAAUAAAGGGGGCUGCAUGGCUACGUGAGAAGUAUAUGGACGAACUUGGAAGAAGUUUCCCGACGCUUUAUUGGAGCUUGAUGUCGUUAGUCAUUGUGGAUUACUGAUACACCGCACGAGUCUGUGAAGAGUGACCUUUGGCAACUAUUUAUUGGGAGUGUCCUAGUUUCUGUCUUCUCCAGAGGCCUCCGCCUUGACGUCCUUCGCCGAGAUGGGGAGCAAAGCACUGCCGGCACCGAUCCCCCUGCAUCCGUCCCUCCAGCUCACUAACUACUCCUUCCUGCAAGCUGUCAACACUUUCCCCGCGGCCGUCGACCAGCUCCAGGGACUCUACGGCCUCAGUGCGGUGCAAACGAUGCACAUGAACCAGUGGACGCUGGGUUAUCCCCACAUGCAGGGACUGAGGUCAACGAUAACUGAAAUGGCAGCUGCCCAGGGCCUGGUGGACCCCAGGUUUUCCUUCCCUUCGUUACCGUUCGCCGCUGCAGCGCACCUCUUCCACCCAAAACAAGGUUCUGUAACGCACGGUCUGCCCUCGUUGCACAAAGUCAGGCCGAGGUUUGAUUUUGCAAACCUCGCAAUCGCAGCCACUCAGGAGGAUCCUCCGAAAGCUGUAGACUUGGCAAAGCUGACGGAGGGACUCGGGGGCACGAUCUCUGAGCUGAGCAAACUCUCCCCGGACAGAAAACCAACCCGUGGCCGGCUUCCGUCUAAGACGAAAAAGGAAUUUAUUUGCAAGUUUUGUGGCAGGCAUUUUACAAAGUCCUACAACCUACUCAUCCACGAGAGGACACACACCGACGAGCGGCCCUAUACAUGUGAUAUUUGCCAUAAGGCCUUUAGAAGACAAGACCACCUUAGGGACCAUAGAUACAUCCACUCCAAGGAGAAACCCUUCAAGUGUCAAGAGUGUGGCAAGGGAUUCUGUCAGUCUCGAACUCUAGCCGUCCAUAAAACUUUACAUAUGCAGGAAUCGCCCCACAAAUGCCCCACAUGCGGAAGAACCUUUAAUCAAAGAAGUAACCUGAAAACUCACCUUCUCACCCAUACAGACAUCAAGCCCUACAGCUGUGGCCGCUGCGGAAAGGUGUUUCGGCGCAACUGUGACUUGCGACGGCACAGUUUGACGCACAGCCCACAUCAGGACUACUAGCCGGGAUGGCUGGACACCUAAAUAAUAACAAUGAUAAUAAUGAUGGUAAUAAUAAUAACUGAUAACAAUGGACAAGAGAAAAAGAAGAAGCCAAGAAGUGUUUUGUUUUUUUUCUACUUAUUUUGGUUUUGCCCAAAGACAAUCUGGAAAUCAGGACACUUUACGAUUGGGAUUUUGGAAUCAGUUGAGUCUCAUUGGACCGCCGUGGAGCCGCGUCGUCUGUCAUAUCACCUGUAAAUAUCAACACCAUGUAAAUACUGUUUUUAUUGUUCUGCCUUGGAAAUAAACGUGUUAAAACCAGGCAUAAGUUUAAAGUAUGUUAAAUUGUAUUUUAGAAAAUAAAGCAAGUUAAAUAUU
This is a messenger RNA of Gadus morhua (Atlantic cod), 1658 nucleotides long. It is a transcript of the gene osr2, whose product is annotated as odd-skipped related transciption factor 2. The record is from RefSeq and is a predicted model, not a curated record. The coding region runs from base 360 to 1301 and encodes 313 amino acids. Gene Ontology annotation, cellular component: nucleus. Gene Ontology annotation, molecular function: DNA-binding transcription factor activity, RNA polymerase II-specific; RNA polymerase II transcription regulatory region sequence-specific DNA binding. Lineage: Eukaryota; Metazoa; Chordata; Actinopteri; Gadiformes; Gadidae. Gene Ontology annotation, biological process: urogenital system development; regulation of transcription by RNA polymerase II; embryo development. The transcript has 4 exons.